Molecule: messenger RNA, 1653 nt
Organism: Lutra lutra (Eurasian river otter)
Lineage: Eukaryota; Metazoa; Chordata; Mammalia; Carnivora; Mustelidae
Gene: SUPT3H
Product: SPT3 homolog, SAGA and STAGA complex component
Exons: 13
Coding region: 210-1331 (373 amino acids)
Biological process (GO): transcription by RNA polymerase II
Molecular function (GO): transcription coactivator activity; protein heterodimerization activity
Source: RefSeq, a predicted model, not a curated record
CCACGGAGAGUCGGGCUCACGCCAUUUUGUGCCCCCCCACCCCCACCCCUGCCCCGGCGGAGCCACCUUCUCCCUUUCUACACUCUAAGCCCUCCACCCCGCCCCUUUCCAAGCGUGUCCCGGGCCGCCGCAGCAGAAACCGCACCAUCUCUCCCCACAUUCUCCACGCGGGACGCGCAGCCGUGCCUACAAGUGUUCUUAAAGCAGAGAUGAAUAAUACUGCAGCCAGCCCCAUGUCUACUGCUACUUCAAGUAGUGGAAGAAGUACAGGGAAGUCUGUAAGCUUUGCAGCAGAGUUACAGAGUAUGAUGUUUUCUUUAGGUGAUGCUAGGAGGCCUCUUCAUGAAACGGCACUUUUGGUAGAAGAUGUGGUACACACACAGUUAAUUAAUCUGUUACAGCAAGCUGCUGAAGUUUCUCAGCUCCGGGGAGCAAGGGUAAUCUCUGCCGAAGACCUUCUGUUUUUGAUGCGCAAAGAUAAGAAAAAGCUUAGAAGACUGCUAAAGUACAUGUUUUUCCGAGACUACAAAUCCAAGAUUGUCAAGGGUAUAGAUGAGGAUGACCUUCUGGAAGACAAACUGAGUGGCAGCAAUAAUGCGAACAAAAGACAGAAGAUCGCCCAAGACUUUCUCAACUCUAUUGACCAAACAGGAGAACUCCUGGCAAUGUUUGAAGAUGAUGAGAUCGAUGAAGUUAAGCAAGAAAGAAUGGAGAGAGCAGAAAGACAGACUCGAAUUAUGGAUUCAGCCCAAUAUGCAGAAUUCUGUGAAAGUCGACAAUUAAGUUUCUCCAAAAAGGCCUCCAAAUUUCGAGACUGGCUGGACUGCAGCAGUAUGGAGAUAAAACCCAAUGUUGUCGCAAUGGAAAUUUUAGCAUAUUUAGCGUAUGAAACUGUGGCACAGUUAGUGGACCUGGCUCUUCUUGUGAGGCAGGACAUGGUAACCAAGGCAGGAGACCCCUUCAGCCAUGCCAUUUCGGCAACGUUCAUUCAGUAUCACAACUCUGCUGAGGGGUCUUGCAUGAAGUCCUACCCAGAGUCUCCUGAGAACACACCUCCUCCCACACCGACUGCCCCCUCGUCUGGAUCACAGCACUCAGGGAAAACCACAUCGGGAUCCCUCGGGAACGGGAGUGCUGGGCAAGACUCAACUAAAACCAAGCAAAGGAAAAGAAAAAAGAGCACCGCGGCCUGUGGUGUUGAGGCUCACAGCGAUGCCAUCCAGCCCUGCCACAUCAGAGAGGCCAUUCGACGCUAUGGCCACAAGAUUGGCCCCCUUUCCCCAUUCACAAGUGCCUACCGCAGGAAUGGGAUGGCUUUUCUGGCCUGCUGAUGGGACUGUGACUCUAACAACAGGAAAGGCAAUGUUAUAUUAAGACUCACCUAAGAUCUGAACAAGACACCAUUUGAUGUGACAUUCCAUCUUCCCGCCCAAGAAUGUGGCCUGGAGAAGAGCCCCUCAGGGCUGGCCGCCAUAUUGCUCUUCUCGGUGACCAGUUGCAUGUGCCAUUUCCAUUCACUGAGAUAUCGAGCUGACCCUUGAUUAGUUCCAACCAAUUAAUUUUUGGCUAAGCUCUGUAUCUACUAGCUACUGUCACAUAACAAACACUCCCAAACUCAGCUUAACCCAGUAAAGCACUUAUUGUUGAUGAGUC